AUGUUCAUAUUCGCCGAAUGUCCACCCGAGGAUGUUUUGGACCGAGAGAAGAAGACCCACUGUCAGUGUCAUGAAGGCUGGAGAGAGAAUGAGAAUAAAUGUUACUUCUUCUCGACUGAUACGAAGUCGUGGCUGGAGGCUCAGUCCUUCUGUUUGAGCCAGAGAAGCAACCUGAUGAGUAUUCAGGACAUCCAUGAGAGGCUGUGGAUAAGGACUCAAAUCGACGCAGAGAUCUACUGGUUCGGUCUGAAUGAUCGGAUUGCAGAAAAUGUUUGGGAGUGGGCGGAUGGGGAUACUUAUAAUGAACACUUAUCAUUCUGGGCACCGGGUCAGCCUGAUAACUGGGGUGCUGAACCAGGCGAGGACUGCGGCCAGGUGUUAGGAGGCAGCUAUGGACAGUGGAAUGACGAGAACUGCAACGUCAAGAGGAAAUACAUCUGCAAGCACGUGAACUCGAACCCUGUCCCUCGGUGUGACUUAAACAACGGCUGGAGACAAUACGGCUCCAACUGCUACAAGCUGAAUGCAGACACCAGGAAGAGUUGGUCGGAUGCGAGACACGACUGUGUGCAGAACGGAGGAGACCUGGUGUCCAUCACUUCAGCAGCAGAGGAGCAGUACAUCACAGGAGAACUGGACCCGUCGCGCUUUGACCUCUGGAUUGGAUUGUCCACUCUAAAAUGCAACAAGAUUGGAUGUCAAGUUGAAGCCGGAAACACUCAGUGGGCCUGGUCUGAUGCUACAGCAGUGGGUUUUUUAAACUGGGGUACAGAUGAACCUACGCUGGACGCUCAGGUCGGCUCGUGUUCUGCAAUCAUCAAAGAUGCAUCAGAUGAAUUUGGGAAAUGGAGAUCACACGUGUGCAGAUAUGAGCGUCCUUACAUGUGUAAACGACCACUGAACACCAUCUGCCCCUCCGGCUGGCUGAGCUUCUCAGGCAGCUGUUACUGGAUGGUCAGUAACAUCAAUCUGUUGACCACCUGGCACGAUGCUUUCACCAAGUGCUCAGAUCAGGGGGCCCACCUGCUCAUAAUAAACAGUCAGGAGGAACAGUUCUUCAUUAAUGGGAAACUUCCAGACUUCCACCAAGUAGACAUCCCCGACAUCUGGCUUGGUUUAUCAGAUAAAGAUCAAGACGGGGAUUUCAGAUGGGUUGAUAAAACUCAGAUUACUUUUUCCAACUAUGGUCCUGGUUGGCCCCAAAACACUGCAAACGUCUGGGACUGUGGACAAAUCUUCACAGAUUCCCACUGUGACUCUGGAUAUUUGUUGUACGGGGACUUCUGCUAUCAGUUUGAGACUGAGGUUGUGAAAAGCUGGCAGGAUGCAGAGGCUCACUGUGCAGGCGAGCAGGCUCACCUGGUCAGUGUUCACUCUGAGGAGGAACUGAGCUUCAUUGUUGCUCACAUGCCGGCACAGGCCUGGAUCGGUUUGAAUGAUAUCAAUAUUGAAGGCCAGUUUGUGUACUCCGAUGGAACUCCUGCAGACUUCCUCCUAUGGGGGCCCAACCAGCCAGACAACUGGCAGAACAACGAGGACUGUGUGCACAUCAGAGGGGCGGAUCACUCUGAAGCUGGAAAAUUCAACGACGAUUUCUGCACCUCCACAAAAGAAUUUGUCUGCAAAAAAGCCAAGGGACAAGGACCUCCUCCUCAGCCACCAACAUCUGGACCAGGCUGGAAUGUUAAAUGUGGUUCGUGGAUGGCCGACCCUUUCAACGACUACUGCUACCUGUUUAACUACCUGUCCAUGAGGACUUGGGCGGAGGCUCGAGCCGACUGUCUCAACCAGGGAGGAGACCUCGUCAGUAUCACAGAUCCCUUUGAACAGGCCUUCAUACAAGGCGUGAUCCAGCUGAGUCCUACAGGGAUCUCUUUGUGGAUGGGCGGUCAUGACUCGGUCACUGAAGGCGGCUGGGAGUGGGUUGAUGGUUCUCCUUUCAGAUACAUCCGUUGGAGUGCAGGUAAUCCAGACAACUAUUACGGUGAGGACUGCCUCUCAGUACUCAUUAACAGCGGCUACUGGAAUGACGACAACUGUGAGAACAAGAGAGGAUACAUCUGCAAGCGGAAAGGAGACACACCGGAGCCUCCUCCGCCUCAUGAUGGUUAUAUGACGGCUCUAAUCUGUGAGGGCUCCUCCGCUGUGCUUCACUGUCCACAAGAAAGUGUUAUCAACAUCCAGUCGGCCUUCUACGGGCGAAAGAGCGAUGACAUCUGUCCACAUCUGGAUGGAUCGACAGGAAGCUGUACCGUGGAUGGUGUCCUUCCUCACUUUAGAAAGUCAUGUGACAACAAACCCUUCUGCUUCGUGUACGCCCCUGAAGUCGUCGACCCUUGUCCAGAUGUUUCCAAAUACAUCGAGAUUGUCUACACCUGUGAACAAAAAGUGUGUCUGCACGGCCUGGGCGUCGAGGACAGAAACAUCUCAGACUCCCAGCUCUCUGCCUCCUCCUCCAUCGGUGGAUUCACUCCCAGCCAAGCCCGUCUGAAUGGAAAUUCCUGCUGGAGACCCUCAGGGAGCGCAACUUCAAGCUGGAUCCAGGUAAACCUGGGCCAGACCAGAAAAAUAACAGGAAUAGUGAUCCAGGGUUGUCCUCAAUAUGACUACUGGGUCACCAAAUUUAAGAUCCAGCACAGUAUGGACGGCACAACCUGGACUGACCACACUCCUGACGGACCGUUUUUCCCGGGCGCAACAGACAGAAAUACUCCUGAGACUCAGCUGCUGGGUUCACCUAUGUCAGCUCAAUAUGUGCGCAUCCUCCCACUGGAGUUCAGCGGUCAGGCAGGCCUUCGCUUUGACGUCUUAGGAUGCACACCGGACUAUGCAAUCUCAUGCGCCAGUUGGCCAAACUUCAACUUUGGCAAUGACAAAAUGACAGUCCACUGUCCAGCCCGCUGUGCCAAUUCUUAUUACAGGCUGUAUGGCACUUCAACAUAUCGUGGGGACUCAAACAUCUGUGCUGCAGCCAUCCACGCUGGAGUGAUGUUAAAUGAAGUCGGAGGAGAUUGCACUCUGUUGAAGCAGGAAGGACAGGACUUCUACCCCGGCUCCACCAGGAACGGCAUCACUUCCUUACAAUAUGAUGGAAACUAUGCUGUGUCCUACACGUUUGCUGAUGGAGAGCUGAGGUGUUCAGGGCCCGACUGGUACGAGUUUGGAGAGUUCUGCUACAAACCUUUUGAAGACAAGAAGACAUGGAGCGACGCCCAGAGCACCUGCAGGGGCAUGGGUGCUGAACUCGUAUCUAUCCGCUCGAUGACGGAGCAGAGCUGGUUGGAAAGCUACUUGUACUUGGCCACCAGUGACGUAUGGACCGGUCUGAAUGACCUAGUUGUACCUGGAAUGUUCACCUGGUCAGACGAACACAUGGUGACCUUCACCUACUGGGCUCCAGGAGAACCAAACAACCACGACGGGUUCAGUGAAGACUGUGUGGAGAUGUUGUAUCAGUCUGGUCGAUGGAACGACGUAUCGUGCUCAGAACUCAACACCUACAUCUGCAAAAUGCCCAAAGCUCAUUACCCAGUGCCCUCUGUGAAGCCGACUGUAUACGGAUGCCCUCAGGGCUGGGACGCCUACGGCUACGCCUGCUACUGGAUGGAGGAGACUGGCAGGAGCUGGUCUGACGCUAAGGACUUCUGUAAAGCGCAGGACGGCUUCCUGCUGCACAUCGGAGACAUAUACGAGCAGGCACAUUUUACAGUGGCACUGGCGGGGAAGACCGGUAUGUGGUGGAUCGGCCUGCGUGCUGGAGGACAAGGUGAAGGGGUGGACUACAAAUGGGACAAUGGCUUACCUCUGACCUUCACUCACUGGGACAGAGAGCAGCCAGAUGACGGGGAUGGCACAUGUGUGGCCAUGACAACCGGUGCUGUUGGAGGUUUCUGGGAUGACAAGCAGUGCUUAGAGAAAUACUCCUUCAUCUGCGAGAAACCCAGACCCGACAUCACUCCACCCACGAAGCCCCCGACUCCCCCUCCUGCAGAGGGCUGUGCUGACAGCUGGACGGCUCUGCCUGCGUUCAGACACUGUUACAGGCUCUUCCAUGAUGUGAAAUGGUCUCAAAAGAAAAGCUGGGGAGCAGCCAAUGAGGACUGCGUCUCCAGAGGAGCUAUCCUGGUCAGCAUCCACAGUCAGGCGGAGGAAGAGUUUUUAUCUAUAUACAGUAAAGGCACCAGCAAGUGGAUCGGCCUCAAACACAACCCCACAGAAGGAGGCUAUUCCUGGAGCGAUGGCACUGCGCUGUCCCACACAAACUGGGGUCCUGGGGAGCCGAACAACCACGAGGGACGAGAAGAGUGUGUGGAGAUGGUGAGCACCACCAACGGUACCUUCUCCUGGUGGAACGAUCUCAACUGUGACGCUCACCAAGACUGGAUCUGCAUGAUCGCGAAAGGAAAGAAACCUAUCCUGCCCCCAAUUCCCCCACCUCCUGUCCCAGCUCCUGAUUGCGGUUCAAAUCCCGGCUGGAGAAAGAACGAGAACAUCUGCUACUACUACAACGACACUGACGUGGUGGACUUCCACACGGCCAUGAGACGCUGCUACGCUGAGAAGGCCUCACUCGUCUCCAUCCACAGCAAAGAGGAACAGGCGUACGUUAACAGCAUGGUGGGAACAGGCGAGGUUUCUGCAUCGUGGAUUGGGAUGAGGAUGUUUGGCACUGCAGGUGGACAAUACAUGUGGGUGGACUUCUCCCCUUUGACAUACACUCACUGGGGUCCGGGUGAGCCCAACAACGCGAAUGGGGAGGAACAGUGUGUGCAGAUGAACAGACAUCAGGGUGGAUGGAACGAUGCCAACUGUGGUCGGGCUGGAGCAGGUUACGUUUGUAAGAAGUACCCCGGAGACAUCCACACCCCUCCUCCCCCCACACAGCCAUGGGAGGGCAACUGCCCCGCAGGUUGGAUUCGUUUCAACAACAAGUGCUUCAUGUUCAAAGGGAAGAAAGGCGAAAUCAAAGCCAACUGGUCUUAUGCUCGGAGUUGGUGCAAAGACCAAGGAGGAGACCUGGCCGUUAUUGAUAACCAGUACGAGAACGAUUUUGUGUCCAGUUACCUGAGAGACCUGGAGCUCCCUACGUGGAUCGGCAUGUCAGAUCUGUUGGUAGAGAAUCAGUAUGCGUGGAGUGACGGGGUCAGCCCUGUGCUCUACACAAACUGGAAUGACAAGGAGCCAAACAACGCAGGAGGAGCAGAGCACUGCGUGGCGUUGGCUCACAACCACCUGGUGAGCGGCAAGUGGAACGAUGACGCCUGCCAUAAGGAUCACAGCUUCGUCUGCUCCAGGAAGAAAUCCAGCAGCAUCGACCCUCCACCCCCAACCAAGAACCCGUGCCCGGCCGGCUACAUCUCCUGGUACAUGAACUGCUACAAGCUGGUGGAGGAGAAGGCGACCUGGGAGGCAGCUCAGACGGCCUGUGCUCAGCAGGGGGGAAACCUGGCCAGUAUCGACAUGAGCUACGACCAGGCCUUCGUCGCUGGAGUGGUCCUGAAUGGCAAAGAAGACGCCUGGAUCGGACUCAAGCGCAAGGAGGACGGCUCCUACACGUGGACGGACGGCUGGCCCGUGUUCUUCACUCAGUGGGGACCGGGUGAGCCCAGCAACAUAAAAGACGAGGGCUGCGUCAGCAUGCACGGUUCACGCGCCUUCCACGGGACCUGGAACGACACCAAGUGUGACCUAGCUAAACCUUACAUCUGCAAGAUCUCCUCAGAGAAACCUCCGCCGACUCCAGCUCCUGGUGACGGAAGGUGUCUGCCAUUCUGGAUGCCCUACGGCCGCUACUGUUACGGCGUGUACGACGGUCAACAGGGUUUCUCUUGGCCGGACUCUCAACACUACUGCCAGUCCAUCAAGGCAGAGCUGGUGUCUAUCCACAGCAGGGCGGAGGUCGAGUUCAUCAGGAACCUCAACUACACCAAUAAUCACAACAUCUGGAUCGGCCUCACCCGGGACAACAACUUUGGCUGGGGCUGGACGGACAGGACGUCUCUUGGCUUCCUCAACUGGGCACAGGGUGAGCCGAACGCAGCGUUUCACCCGGGAGAAGUGGCUGAAGAGAACUGUGUCGAGAUGUACGCGGACGGACGCUGGAAUGACAACAACUGUCUCAACAAGAGAGGCUUCGUAUGCCGACACCGCCAGUACUACACAACAGAUGAUGGCGGUAAUCCAGUUUUCCCCACUGAUGGUCCUGGUAGCAGCAAUGGAGGGGUGAUAGCCGGCGGCAUCAUUGCAGCCAUUGUGAUUGUCGCCUUGAUAUUUGGACUGCUGUUCUAUGUGUUCAAAAUCCGGGGUUAUAAACUCAGCAGCCUGAGUCUGCCAACAAGAACAACCAGUCGUGUUGAUGUGCCCGCUUUCACCAACCCAAACUUCGCAGGAGAAUCAGACACAUAGAGCAUCACUCAAGUUUUGUACAGUUCUUUUCAUUUGAUUUUUUUUUAAGAAUCAGUGCUAAUGUGUUUUUUUUUAAGUCUUUAAAGUUCUAAAAAAAUCCAUCUCUCUUGUAUAUACUGUGAUACAUUAAAGGUUAAAUUUCAUCAUGUUUACAGAAAGGUGUAAUACAUCUGCUUUUAGAAAUGUUGUGACUGUUCUCUCAUUUUUUUGUUCUUAGAAAAAAAUAAACAACGAUCAAUUCA
This is a messenger RNA of Labrus bergylta (ballan wrasse), 6647 nucleotides long. The record is from RefSeq and is a predicted model, not a curated record. NCBI's taxonomy places the organism in Eukaryota, Metazoa, Chordata, Actinopteri, Labriformes, Labridae.